Messenger RNA from Moneuplotes crassus, 343 nucleotides. The record is from the annotation of a GenBank genome assembly. NCBI's taxonomy places the organism in Eukaryota, Ciliophora, Spirotrichea, Euplotida, Euplotidae.
AUGUUCGAUAAGUGGCAAGAGAGCAUUCCAAAAAUCUCGGGAGAAAUCAUGGCCGUCCUCCUUUGGUGGAUCGACAUCUGCGCACCAGGAUGGGGCACCAUCGGAUCAUCAUGCCUCGGAGACCCCAACGUCAUCAUGGACCAAGUCAUUUGUGGAAUCCUUCAGAUCAUCACUUCGAUGUGCCUUGUUGGAUGGUUCUGGUCUGUCUGGUGGGGAGCCCUCAUCUACAAGAAGCACUGGGGUUAAACAAUAGGAGUAAAUGAAUUUAAUUCUGUUUAAAUCUUGAUCCAAUCGCGUUUGUUACAAUAAUCGUUAUUUUGCUAAUUCAAGAGGUAUAAAAUUU